This is a messenger RNA of Clupea harengus (Atlantic herring), 6190 nucleotides long. RefSeq names its product adenosine deaminase RNA specific B2 (inactive) (gene adarb2). Gene Ontology annotation, biological process: adenosine to inosine editing; RNA processing. The record is from RefSeq and is a predicted model, not a curated record. Gene Ontology annotation, cellular component: nucleolus; cytoplasm. NCBI's taxonomy places the organism in Eukaryota, Metazoa, Chordata, Actinopteri, Clupeiformes, Clupeidae. Gene Ontology annotation, molecular function: adenosine deaminase activity; tRNA-specific adenosine deaminase activity; double-stranded RNA binding.
UUUUUUUGGGGGUGUUAUAUAUGUCACAACAGCUCUUAGGCUAAUGAAAUUUGACAAGGAAAAAAAUAAAUGCUUUUUGUUUGAUAAUAAAUGUCAGCGUCUACUAAAACACUAGUGUUGUUCUGCUUUGAUGUUCAUUUGUGCUUGUAAUUCUAUAUUUCCAGAUACUUUGGAGUGAUCUGCAAGCCACUGCUUGGGGUCUGUACUGGUUUCUUAUUUUUUGUCCAUAUCCAUAAGAAAAUAAAUCUAGAUCUCACCACCUAUCACCUCAGUUUUUCAUUGCCUCCAGUUCAGAAUUUUCUCAAGAGAGCUGUCACUUAUUUCCACACUCAGCACAAACUAAGGUCACAGUGUGUGUAUGUUUUUUUUUUUUACAAGCAGGUACUGUUUUUGUUUGGACAUGACUAGAAGGCUAUGAAGUAGCCAAGCUGACCAUGUUGGAAGUGUUGAGGAACCUACCAGCACGAGGAGUAAUGUGUAUCAAGUACAAAGGCAAUUUUGAUUGAAUGCCAAGCCUGCACAAAAUGCCAAAAUGUCACAGUCCUGAAAAUGUCUCUACACCAAAUCCACUGUCAAAACCCUUACUUGAUGAUCUAGAGGUCAGACAGUGAUUACCCUGUAUCCUUAUCUAUGAAAAACAGAUGACACAUCACCUUUACGUCAGGUUUGCUCACUGUCAAUGUCCUUUGUGUAGUAGUCAAUGGUAAUGACUUAACACAUUUUUGUUUUAGUUCUAUCUUUUUUUUCUCCAUUUGUUAAUGUUGUGUUCAUUUGAAAUGGCCAAUUUGAUUGUUAAAUGAUCCUUUUAAAUGGUAAUGAAUUUAUAGAGGAGUAAAUAACAGGGAAGUUUUACAUUGAAAGUUAUUACUGACUGAAAGUGGAGAUAAAACAGAAAACAAAAUAUUUAGCCUACUCUCCAAUGGCACACCUACAUAUUGUCGUCCGUACCUUUCGUUCACUUUAGCUGGUCUGUAACGUCUUGCAUCGCAGAGGUAUCAUUCACAUCACUCACCCCAAGUGAGAGCUGAGUUUGCAAGCUGGCUAGUAAGGGGGGGCUGAGGUUGGUGCUACCGCUGAUGAUGUCACGGCGCGGCGACAGUCAUGAUUGGGUCUAAUUAGAAUUUGCGGCAGCAAAUAGAUAGACUCCCUGCAUGAUUGGAUUCAAAGUGGCUGGUGCCAAAAAUCGCAGAGGUGCAGAAAACUAGAAGCCUCUACAUAACGCCGUUGCGAGCAAGAGAGCUCAGUGCGAACUGUCAAGCUGUGCUCCAAAUACGAUCGCACCGGCAGAGAGCAAGCAUGCAGGACUUUCUGAGAUAAUCUUUUUGCACUCUGAGAUUUAGCAGCAAGAGGUAUUCCCUUUAUUAAAAGUACGAAGGGAAGUAAAGAACACCCCGAUUACUGACACCGACGUCGUGGUCUUGUUUAAGCACUGAACUGAGGCAACAACUUCACUGAGACAACUUUGCACGCUUCACCAAAUUGUACUGCUCUGCCAGUGUUCUUGCCAUGGCAUCGGUUCUUGGAAACAACACCCGCGCCUCCGGAACACCAAGCAGCCAAGUGAAAUGCAAGUUCAAACGGAGAAGGAGGCGGAGAUCGAAAAGAAAAGAGCGAGUUGGCAGCAUGCUGUCUGCAUUGAUCGCUCCCUUCAAGUACAUGAGCCCAGGGACUACCAGCACGGAGGACGAGGACAAUCUAAGCACAAGCAGUGCUGAAGUCAAGGAGAACCGAAAUGUGGGCAACCUAGAGGAUCGUGUCAUCGGCUCCUCUGAGCGGCAGUCCUCACUGUUCCAGACAGAGCGUCGGCCCUCCAGAGGUGGCCCCUCUGGGCUGAAGAGGAAACGGCCCCUGGAGGAGGAGAACCACGGCCGUCUGUGUCGCCCGCGGCCCGUCUUCCCCCUCAGAGGCACGUGCUCGUGGGCAGACUCCCCCAAGAAUGCGUUGGUCCAGCUCAAUGAGCUGCGGCCGGGUCUGCAGUACCGCCUGGUGUCGCAAACGGGCCCGGUGCACGCGCCACUCUUUGCCAUCGCGGUGGAGGUGAAUGGCCUGAGCUUCGAGGGCACGGGCCCCACCAAGAAGCAAGCCAAGAUGCGAGCUGCUGAGAUGGCGCUGCGCUCCUUUGUGCAGUUCCCCAACGCCCCUCAGGCCCACUCCGCCAUGGGCGGCCUGAGCAGCUCACCCACAGACUUUACCUCCGACCAGACUACAGACUGCCCUGACCCUCUUUUCCGAGGGUUUGAGCCGGCGGCAGCCAUCACCUCAUCUUCCUCUUCCUCCCCGUCCAGCCACGCCGUUGUGCCUGGUGACGGCAUCACGCUGUGUCGGUCGGGGACUGAGAGCGAGCUGUUCUCCGGGGCCCUGCAAAGGCAUGGCCGGCUGCUCCGCCACACGCUUGACCUCAUGGCCCAGGCCAGGCAGCGCUUCAGGCCGUGCCUGUCUCCAGCCGUGGACCUGCAGAAGAGCCCGGUGGCGCUGCUGGGGGAGCUGAGGCCGGGCCUGCGCUACGCCUGCCUGGCCGAGCGGACGGAGGCGUUGUCACGGGGGCGCACGCGCAACAGCCCGGGCGGCAGCUUUGUCAUGGCGCUGCGCGUGGACGGCCGCGUGUUCGAGGGCUGCGGACGCAGCAAGAAGCUGGCCAAGAACCAGGCGGCUCGCUGUGCCCUGCAGGCACUCUUCAACAUCAGGCUGGCACCUGAGGGGAGAGCGGGCAUCCAGCCCAGCAGGAAUAAGUGCCCUCAUUUGCCCCAGGACUUUGCAGACGCAAUAUUCCACUUGGUGAGGGAGAGAUACCGGGCGCUGGCAGGCGGCUCCUCCCCCAUGCAUGCACGUCACAAAGCCCUGGCAGGCAUCGUAAUGACCAGAGGUUUGGACCUCCGACAGGCGCAAGUGGUGGCAUUAUCAACUGGCACUAAAUGCAUCAAUGGGGAGUAUAUCAGUGACCAGGGCCUUGUGGUCAACGACUGCCAUGCAGAAAUCAUCGUCCGCCGGGCUCUUAUCCGCUUCCUCUACUCCCAGCUGGAGCUUCAUGACAGCCAGAGGAGGGAGGACUGGGAGCGCUCCAUCUUUGUGCGGCACAAACAGGCUGGCUACCGUCUGAGGGAGAACAUCUUCUUCCACAUGUACAUCAGCACCUCCCCCUGCGGGGACGCCAGGAUCAACUCACCCUACGAGAGCGGCAGUGAGCUGCCCGGUGGGCGACCCCUGGUGAAGCGGUUCCACACACACCUGAGGACAAAGAUCGAGGCGGGCGAAGGGACGUUGCCGGUGAGGUCGCGGGUGCCCGUGCAGACGUGGGACGGCGUGCUGCAGGGGGAGCGGCUCAUCACCAUGUCCUGCACUGACAAGAUCACCAGGUGGAACGUGUUGGGCCUGCAGGGGGCGCUGCUCAGCCACCUCCUGGAGCCGGUCUACCUGCACAGCCUGACGGUGGGGAGCCUGAGACACACGGGCCAUUUCUCCCGCAUGCUGAGUCAGAGGCUGGAGCGCCUGGGAUCCCUGCCCAUGCCCUACCGCCGCAACCAGCCCCUCCUCAGCGGUCUCAGCAGCAGCGAGUGCCGGCAGCCGGGGAAGUCGCCGUGCUUUAGCGUGAACUGGACGGCAGGAGACAGCCAGCUGGAGGUGCUCAAUGCCUCUACGGGGAAGAGGAAGGACUCAGGGGCACCAUCAAGGCUCUGCAAGCAUGUGCUCUUCUCUCGCUGGGCCAGGCUGUGCCAGAGGUUAAACGUCCCCUCAAGGCUUCCUGGAGGUCAGGCUGACUCAGCCGAGCUGCUGUACUGCGAGGCCAAGCAGGCGGCCGGCCGCUACCAGACUGUGAAGCAGCAGUGGUUCCGCUCACUGCAGGAGACAGGACUGGGCACCUGGGUGAGGAAGCCACCCGAGCAGGAGCACUUCCUGCCAGGCGUGUGAGUCUGAUGGAGGGGCGCGUGUGGGUCUGAUGGAGGGGCGGCGUGUGGGUCUGAUGGAGGGGCGCGUGUGGGGAUAAGGGGCUGGUGAGGGUCAAUCAGGGGGGCUGUACGAGGUGCCAGCCCUCGCGCUCUCCACGCCACGUCCACAGGCCUGUCUGAGUGAAGCGCCUCGAUGAGCAGCAAACCCUGGUCUCACUACAGGAUCAAAGAUGGAGAAGCAGUGGGAGAGUAAGACGGGCCAGGGUACUACCAUAGGUCUGCUGAACGCUGAUGAAAAGGACACGUAGCUCCCAGUGUCUCCUCUCCCCUCCUCUCCACCUCCAUCUCCCUCUCUGUCUUACCUUUGCCUUUGGUAGACCAUGUGUUAACCUUCACCAAAGUGAAAGGCAGCCGCCAUCUUGUCAUCAGCUGUUGCCAGACGUAUAUCCCCCAUGGAGUGUUGAGCACAAUGUCCAAAUAAAGGGCCUGUCUAUGAUGAAGACAGCAUGCAACUCAACCAGCACAGAAGCACUUCAGUCUCACUCACUCUCUCUCUCUCUCUCUCUCUCUCUCUCUCUCUCACACACAUACACACACACACACACACACACACACACACACAGUCAGAAAAAUAACACAACAGGGACAGGAUUUGACAUUCUAAAGGCAGGUUAAUUCAGCCCUUUCGACUCGGAGCAGUGCUGGGUAUAAAAGGUCGAGAAACAAGGAGGCACUGGUGACUUGCUAACCUAGAUGGUGUCAUUGAAGUAAACUGUGGCACAGGACCUUUUUUUGAUAGUGCAAUAUAGAGCUUUAAUGACACCUUUCCCCCCUCAUACUGUCUGUUAUUGUCACUCUUGGGUUACCUUCAGUGAAUACUUUUAUGAUUAUUUUUAUUAUUAUUUCUCUUUACCCUUUACACUUAGUGCAGGGCUACAAAGAGUUGCUGACUAUGGGGAGUGAAAAGCCUGAUGCAGCUGGGGGAUAAAGCGAGUAAAAUAAAGAAUGCAAGGAGCCCAGCCGAGUAUCAGACAGCUGACUGGAGUAUCAAUGUAGUCCAAUCCACUGUGCCCUUCUAAUGGGACUACAACAACCACAAGUCCGGGAAUUUAUAACCUAAUGCCUGUAACUUAGUAUAUCAUCUUUCCAUUACCCACCCAUGUGUUUGUUUUGCUAUUGUCCUUCCCUUUGUGUUUAACAGAGUUAAUAUGUUUACUGAUAGUCAGCAGUCCUUGAUAUCCUGGCAUAGGCUCCAUAGUACAUUUCCUUGAGUACAUAUGAUUUAAAAAAAAAUUAAAACAUUAGAUGAAUAGUCAACAUGUAUUGUUUAUCCAGUAACAUAUGUGACCGUAAUCAUAUUAUUGGUUUUGUGAGUUAUUUUGUUUAUAAACAUUGUAUGUCCUACGCUGAAUCCUCCCCUGCAUUAACAUAUCACAAGAUAUGCUCCAACAGAGACCCCUAGUGGUGAGUUAUGUAGCUAGUAGAUCCAUCAUACACAUUUAAACUCACCCAUGUCUCCUCCACAAAGUGAUUAAUCUAAAGGAGAACCCUUCAAAGAACAAACUUCUGAGUCCUCUUCAUGUUUUUUUUUUGUUAGUUUCAUGUGUUUAUAUAUUUGUGGGUUAUGUUCUUUCAGUAUUUCUGUUGUUUUGCCCCUGUAACAUGUCUCAGUGAGUGAACUAGAGAGCGGUCUUGUCAGGGUCCAUUCGUCACAAUGCUUAACACACAUAUGAACAUGAUGUAUUUUCAAAACUAUGCUCUUUUGCUAAAGAUGUGUAGCCACUGUCACAAAGGCAAUUGUGUCAUUGGUGAUGGACCUUUUGGGUGACAAUUGUAGGGUCAGAUUUAAUAUGUAAGGUAUGGGAUAUGUUUCCCCAUCAUUUAAUUAUUCAUCAUCACCUUUGGCAUCAUAUCAUAUCAACAUAUCAAUUAUUUACUUUAAGAUCUCCUUUUAACCCUCCGUCUCUGUCAACGCCACAUAUAUUGUGUGAACUCACCGUUACCAGUCUUACAAAUAACAAAUAUAUUGGAACAAACACCCAAUAAGACCAAUUUAGGUAGCUAUAGAAAUGGAUAGGCCUUUUUUAGUCAUGGCAUGAUUGAAUGGCAAUAUUGUAAUAUUUAUUGUAAAUUUUGUAAUAUAAAUAAAUUGUAAAAAUGUGAGAAAGUAAAAUAAAAUUAUAAAAGUCAAGAGUAAGGUGUACAUUUUAACACAAGAAAGUCUGCUGCUACGGUCUGUACAUUGCACCUCAGUAAGCCCUGAAAAGUGAAUGUUUGUUAAUGUGAAUAAAAAUAACAUGAAAACC